CUGGACAAACUUUACGAACUGGGAGAUAUUUCACUUCAGUAUCAGCCAGAACGAAUUAUACGAAGAACAUGGGGUUGUGGACAAUCUACUGCACGAGAUGGCCACCUUGCCUAUAGUUCAUGUAGAACAGAAAGAAGGCGGGACCCAGUUGAAGCUAGUGAUCGAAUACGACAACGGAGAAGAAGCUUUAUUCAAGCCAAUGAGAUUUCCGAGAGAUCGAGAAACGGAUCCCAAUCAUUUCUAUUUUACAGACUUUGAAAGACAUAAUAGUGAAAUUGCUGCUUUCCAUGUUGACAG
Molecule: messenger RNA, 297 nt
Organism: Limulus polyphemus (Atlantic horseshoe crab)
Lineage: Eukaryota; Metazoa; Arthropoda; Merostomata; Xiphosura; Limulidae
Product: extracellular serine/threonine protein kinase CeFam20-like
Exons: 3
Biological process (GO): protein phosphorylation
Cellular component (GO): Golgi apparatus
Molecular function (GO): protein serine/threonine kinase activity
Source: RefSeq, a predicted model, not a curated record